GUAAUAGUAACUGUUGAAUGCGUGCCGCACUUUGAUUAACCUCCAGACUCCACAAUUUAAGGAUUCGAACAAGCAAGAAUGGCGGCUCCCGGAAAAUGCUUUCUCGUCACCGGCCCUCCGGGGGUGGGCAAAACCACUUUAAUCAUCCGAGUGCUGGAGGCUCUCAAACAAUCAAAUUCCAGCUUAAAGAUUCAAGGCUUCUAUACUCGUGAAGUGAGGGAAGGGGCGGAACGUGUAGGGUUUGAAGUGGUUACUAUUGACGGUCGUAGAGUCCCUCUUGCAUCAACCAAUGCGUCCAGCUGGGAAUCCCAAAGAUGGCCCAAUGUGGGUCGAUACAAAGUAGAUGUCUCAUCAUUUGAAUCAUUAGCUUUACCUGAGCUGCAGUUUGAAUGUAGAUUGGGGUUUAUCUAUGACCAGGUUAAGGAGGACACUGAUCUGUUCAUUAUUGAUGAAGUUGGUAAAAUGGAGCUGUUCAGUUCUUUGUUUCUCCCUGCUGUUCUAAGAGUGUUGGAAUCAAAUAUCCCUCUUUUAGCAUCUGUCCCUGUUCCAAAAUUUGGAAGAGAUAUACCUGGAGUCGCAAGGUUGAAAAAUCAUCCGGGCGCUGUAAUCCAUACACUCAACACCAACAACAGAGAUGCAAUGAGAGAGCAAAUCUUCUCUGAGCUGGUAGACUCAUUACGAAAUCAUUAGCUCCUUCCUACCGAAGAUGAUACUCUACCUAGUCUACUUACUGCAGUUGAGGUAGCCGGGGAAGCUGAUGGGUUUACAUACAUGAGAUGUUCAUCCUCAUAUUGAAAGUAAGCCUGGUUUGAUUGAUAGUUGGGAAUAAUUUUAAGUUUUCGACUAUCUUCUCCUGCAAAUGUUUCUUCAGUAGCACAUGUUUGAAUGUGGAUCGAACAUAUUGUGUGCUAAUGAUAUCUCCAGUUCCCGAUUAAUGUAAGUGUAUAUGUGUAAGUAAUGAAACUUGACUUAGGAGACCUCUAACAUGUUGAUUCUA
Molecule: messenger RNA, 997 nt
Organism: Andrographis paniculata
Lineage: Eukaryota; Viridiplantae; Streptophyta; Magnoliopsida; Lamiales; Acanthaceae
Exons: 7
Coding region: 79-690 (203 amino acids)
Molecular function (GO): ATP hydrolysis activity
Source: RefSeq, a predicted model, not a curated record